CAACCUUGUUCACCCAGCACCGGCGAUACCGUCCAUCGAGAUACCUCAUCUCCAGUUUCUAUCCACUCGAUUUGAGAAUCUCGUUCUCCCUCCACAACCUACAAAAUGGUCAAGACCUCCGUUCUCAACGAUGCGCUCAACGCCAUCAACAACGCCGAGAAAGCUGGCAAGCGCCAGGUCCUUAUCCGUCCUUCCUCCAAGGUCAUUAUCAAGUUCCUGAGCGUCAUGCAGAAGCACGGUUACAUCGGUGAAUUUGAGGAGGUUGACGACCACCGCUCUGGCAAGAUCGUUAUCCAGCUCAACGGCCGUCUCAACAAGUGCGGUGUCAUCAACCCCCGUUACCCUGUUCAGCUCGGUGACCUUGAGAACUGGGCCGUCCAGCUCCUUCCUUCUCGUCAGUUUGGUUUCGUCGUCCUGACCACCUCUGCUGGUAUCAUGGACCACGAGGAGGCUCGUCGCAAGCACGUUGCUGGCAAGCUCCUCGGCUUCUUCUACUAGACUCGACAUGAAAAGAUCUAUUAAAAGCUGAAAUUAUGGAUCGGACAUGGACGUUCACUGAGAACGGCUAUAUAUGCGGCGAGGAGUUGGGGGAUGAUACCCUGUACUGGACGCUAGAUAGUAGUUACGUUCGAUAAUCUAUGACCAUGUU
Molecule: messenger RNA, 649 nt
Organism: Aspergillus nidulans FGSC A4
Lineage: Eukaryota; Fungi; Ascomycota; Eurotiomycetes; Eurotiales; Aspergillaceae
Product: ribosomal 40S subunit protein S22
Exons: 3
Coding region: 106-498 (130 amino acids)
Biological process (GO): translation
Cellular component (GO): ribosome
Molecular function (GO): structural constituent of ribosome
Source: RefSeq, a predicted model, not a curated record